Messenger RNA from Beauveria bassiana ARSEF 2860, 2493 nucleotides. Its product is annotated as vesicle fusion factor NSFI. Gene Ontology annotation, molecular function: ATP hydrolysis activity; ATP binding. The transcript has 3 exons. Gene Ontology annotation, cellular component: Golgi stack. The record is from RefSeq and is a predicted model, not a curated record. Gene Ontology annotation, biological process: Golgi to plasma membrane protein transport; SNARE complex disassembly; intra-Golgi vesicle-mediated transport. Lineage: Eukaryota; Fungi; Ascomycota; Sordariomycetes; Hypocreales; Cordycipitaceae. Bases 1 to 2493 code for a protein of 830 amino acids.
AUGUCUCGAGUUCCUCCUCCUGGAGGCCCUGGUAGGGGCCCCUUUGGCGGCGGCAGCCUGCCUGGAGGCAACCCUCGACCACCACCUCCCGGCCAAGGAUACGGAGGCGGCCCCGGAUACGGUGCCCCCCAAGGAUAUGGCGAUGCUCGUUCUAGCCAAAGACCGGCACCCUCCCAACAGCGAUACGGCGAGAAGCCGACUGGGCCGGCUGGAGGCGGACGACAGGUGCCACUGCAGGUCGAAAAGGUCGCAGACAAGACUCUGCAAGUCAAGUUAAUCUAUAGCAACGUUUGCGCCGUUUCGGCUGAAGAUUUUCCUACGAAUCGUGACGGAUCCGAUCUCUACCUGCUCAUUCGAGGCGGCGACCCGGUCGGGGAAUUUGUCGUGACUGCCAAGCCCAUUCAGGGCUUUCCCUCUGGCUGCAUCAGCUUGUCGGAUCCUCAACGCAGCUGGACAGGCAUCACGAUGCGCGACCAGUUCACCGGCGAAAUCUACGACCCGUUCCAGUCUGGUGGCAAGGCAUAUCUGGGCUCUCUGGACCUCGAGAUUGGCUUCGCAUCGCCUAGCAAAAAGACUGAGGUGCCAUACGAUGAGGACGAGCUCGCCAAACAAUUCAUGGACACAUAUGGAAACCAGGUGCUGGCGCCUGGUCAGCCGUUGAUCAUGGACGUUCGCAAUAUCCCUCUGCGAAUCGUCGUCAAGACUGUCGGGCUAGUCGAUCUCGCUAUGGGUGGUGAGGAGGGCUCUCAGAAGCGCCGAGAGGCUCAUGCUCGUGGUAUCUUGACGAAUCAAACGCGGGUGCUCUUCCAUCGUGAUGGCAAGGGCGACUUUAACCUCAAGCCGUCUAUGAACAAGCCCAACUCCAACGCCAUUCUGGCUCCUGAUUUCAAAUUCGAGGAUAUGGGUAUUGGUGGUCUGGGUGACGAAUUCUCCACCAUCUUCCGUCGUGCCUUUGCGUCUCGCGUGUUCCCUCCUGGCCUGAUCGCCAAGAUGGGCAUUCCUCACGUCAAGGGUAUGCUUCUGUACGGACCUCCUGGUACCGGAAAAACUCUCAUCGCUCGACAGAUUGGUAAGAUGCUCAAUGCCAGGCCUCCCAAGGUCAUCAACGGCCCCGAGGUGCUGAACAAGUACGUCGGUCAAUCCGAGGAGAACAUUCGAAAGCUGUUUGCGGACGCCGAGAAGGAGUACAAAGAGAAGGGCGACGAAUCCAGCUUGCACAUUAUCAUCUUUGAUGAACUGGAUGCCGUCUGCAAGCAGCGUGGAUCCGGAGCUGGCGGCGGCACUGGCGUGGGUGACAGUGUUGUUAACCAACUGCUGUCGAAGCUUGACGGUGUUGAUCAGCUGAACAAUAUCCUAUUGAUCGGAAUGACCAACCGAAAGGACAUGAUUGAUGAUGCCCUGCUUCGUCCCGGGCGUUUGGAGGUGCAUCUGGAGAUUUCUCUGCCUGAUGAGGAGGGUCGACUGGAGAUUCUCAAGAUUCACACUUCCAAGAUGAAGACGAACGGUCUCCUGGACGCCGAUGUUGAUCUGGAGGAGCUUGCAGGCCUGACAAAGAACUACUCGGGUGCCGAGUUGAACGGUCUUGUGAAAGCGGCGGCUUCAUUUGCCUUUUCUCGCCACACCGAGGUUGGCCAGCUCGCCGCUGUGAAGCAAGAUGUUGCGAGUAUGCAGGUGAACCGGGCCGAUUUCAUGAAUGCGCUGACCGAAGUCCGCCCUGCUUAUGGCGUGUCGGAAGCCGAACUGGAGGAAGCUGUCCGUCUGGGCAUUCUGCCGUACGGGGGCCAUAUCAACGCGACGAUCCAGGAGAUGAUGCGUGUGGUGGGCAUGAUUAAGCAGGACCCCAACAAGUUCAACUCGUCAGUGCUGUUCCACGGCCCACGCGGAUCAGGAAAGACUGCUCUGGCGGCGCACAUUGCGACACAGUCAGACUUUCCAUUUGUCAAGAUGGUUACGCCUGCGGAUUUGGUGGGCUACCGGGACGACUUUGCCAAGAAGGACUACGUGCAUAAGGCAUUCGCGGAUGCGUACAAGUCGCCUGCUAGUAUUCUAAUUCUAGAUGACUUUGAGCGUCUGAUUGGCUGGAACCCGAUUGGAUCGCGCUUCUCAAACGUGAUGCUGGAAGCUCUGACGACGCUGAUUGUGUCGAAGCCGCCAAGAGGUCAUCGCUUACUGGUAUUUGUGACAACAUCCAAGGCAUCGGUGCUCAAGAUGCUGGAAGUCGACCAGGACUUUGCGAAGAAGGUGGCGGUGCCAGCGGUGUCGAACCUGCGGGAGCUAGGCAACGUGCUGCACGAGUCCAAGUCGUUUAACAGCGGUGACAUUAGUCAGGUGAUCGGGAUGGUGCAGGAGCGGACGCGGGAGGAGAAUGUGGGCGUGGGCAUCAAGACGAUCCUGGACUGCAUCUUCGAGGCCAAGGCAGGGGGCCCGAGCAGCAAUGUGUUGGAGACGUUUGUGGACCUGAUAGUUGAGAAUAUGAAUGACCUGAGGGGAUAG